This is a messenger RNA of Vombatus ursinus (common wombat), 2207 nucleotides long. RefSeq names its product regucalcin-like. The record is from RefSeq and is a predicted model, not a curated record. Gene Ontology annotation, biological process: L-ascorbic acid biosynthetic process. Bases 168 to 1106 code for a protein of 312 amino acids. Gene Ontology annotation, molecular function: calcium ion binding; gluconolactonase activity; enzyme regulator activity. The transcript has 7 exons. NCBI's taxonomy places the organism in Eukaryota, Metazoa, Chordata, Mammalia, Diprotodontia, Vombatidae.
UGACAACUUCUCCUUGCUCGAUCAGUGGAGUGGAUGGCAAGGAACUUGGUGUCUCCAACAGAAGAUCAGGUUUUGUUUAGUGCCAAGAGAUGGAAUGAGUGUAAGAGGAAGAGAUGGAGGAUGAAAGGAAGUUUGCUAAUGAUUGAAUGAGGACCUGAGAGGCCACCAUGGAAGAGGCAAUGUCUCCUGUUAAGAUAGAGACUGUCAUGAAGGAAAAGAACCAGAUGGGAGAGUGUCCUGUGUGGGACGAAAAGGCUGGUCACCUUGUUUUUGUGGAUAUCAAUGCACAGAAAAUUUGCAGAUGGAACCCAAUCACUGAGGAAGUACAGAGUGUGACCCUGGAUGCCCGGGUAGGAUGUGUGGCUCUCCGAGAGUGUGGGGGCUAUGUUGUAGCCCUUGGAACCCGGUUUGGCCUCUUGAGCUGGGAAGACCAAUCAGUGACAACUGUUUCUUACCUUGAACAGGAUAAACCAAACAACAGGUUCAAUGAUGGCAAAGUGGACCCUGCUGGAAGAUUUGUGGCUGGUACAAUGGCUGAGGAAUCUAGCCCAGGAGUAUGGGAGAAACAACAAGGGUCUAUCUAUACUCUCUAUUCGGAUUGCUCUGUGGUGAAGCAAUUGGACCAGCUAGGCAUCUCCAAUGGAUUGGACUGGUCUCUGGAUCACCAAAUAUUCUACCACAUUGAUAGUCUGACAUAUGCUGUGCAUGCCUUUGACUAUGACCUACCAUCAGGGAAGAUUGACAAUAGAAGGCUUAUCUAUAAGUUGGAAGAGGAAGAAAGCAUGCCUGAUGGUAUGUGCAUUGACAUUCAAGGGAAGCUGUGGGUGGCCUGCAUUGAUGCUGGAAGAAUAAUACGUUUGGACCCUGAGACAGGAAAAAGAUUGCAGACAGUGAAGAUGCCCACUCCUAGGAUAACAUCCUGCUGCUUUGGCGGAAAGGACUACUCUGAACUCUAUGUCACUUCAGCCUCUGAUGGCUUGAGCCAAGAAGAACUGACAAGAGAACCCCACGCAGGAGAGAUUUUCAAGAUAUUCCAGGCUGGCACAAUACUCGACUUCUGCCUGAUUUUCUUCUUCACCUUUGGGAGUGCCCCUCAAAAUGUAUGAUCAGUCCUAGACAAAGCUGUGAAGGAGGUGAAGUUUGUCUUUGCUACCCUGCCUUAGCUUUCAGUUCAAUUCAAUUUCUUUUAUCAGGUCAAAGGAUUUACCUUGAGAAGCAACCUUUAAUAUUAAUCAAUUCAAUGCUCUCAUAUUAUAGAUAAGGAUAUUGAGUGCCAUAAUGGUUAAAUGACUUGCCCAAAGUCACACAAGUAGUAAGUAGAAGAGUCAAGAUUUGAGUAUAGUUCUGAUUCCAAAUCCAGAGUUCUUUCCAAUUCAAUUCAUUAUAAUACACAUCUUUUACCUAUCCAUAGGGAACAUAGCAGAUUUUGCUUGGGAGAUGGGGAGGUCUCCAUCUUCACCAACUCCUCCCAGUCCUUUUCAGCCUUGUUUCCAAGUUGAUUUGCAAGGCAACCAGGGACAUUAAGAAAUUUUCCAUAAUUUCUUUCAUCUCACUUCCAACCAGCUCCUUUGCAGUUUUGCUAAGAAGGGUCUUUGGGAUAAUUUGAAGGGGACCUAGGCUAGCAAUUAAACUAUUAUGAUAUGUAUUAAAAGAUAUUUGGAUCAUAAAUCAGAUAAGAGUUUAGACUGAAAGAUGCCCAGAUGGUCACGGGCAAGCGUGGGGAAAACAAGUAUAAGACAGAUAUAAUCUAAACUUGAGAACUUUGGCUAGCUUUUCUAGGAUCCCCAGCUUGGUAUAACUAAAGUAGUUCCCAGAGCUAUGGCUAAAGAAGGGAGGUCCUCUUCCAGGCAGGAAGCUGCCUAUGAGCUACAAUUAAGUCGAAGACCCCUUAAAGACAGCAUGGAAUACCAACAACAGUACAAAGGUUCAGCAGUGGUCCCCAGCUAAUCUAAAGAUAGCGCGAGAGGAUGUUGGCAGAUUUGUAAGGAUGCAAACAGCAGCCGCAGAAGUAUGAGAAUACCUCUCUACCUGUCUAGAUGUAUUCUCUUGCUACAUGAGUUUCUUAUGCAUGUGCCUCCAUGUAACAUAUUCUUUAUGUUCUCUAUAUACAUGCAGGAGUGUGCUGCAGCCAGCUUAAACUGGAAAUCAAGGAUUGAUUUAUUGUUUGGUUAAUUGUCUUAAGAAAGUGAUGGGGAGAGAAGGGGGAA